AUGAUGCAAAGCCAGGCAGCUGGCGGGUCUCCAGGAGGCUCUACGACAACGAACCGAAGGUCAUGGAACGCCAGUACGCCACUCAAACGCGGCGGCGUGACCUCAUCGUGUCUGCUGAGGGUCAAGAGAGACAUUGCGGACUUCGCCUCCAACGCACCGUCGGGAAUCUACAUCGCGGCGGCGGACAACGACACCGCCACCAUCGACGCCAUGGUGAUCGGCCCUAGUGGCACGCCGUACGAAGGCGGUUUCUUCAGGUUCUUCAUCCGCUGCCCGGCAGCCUACCCGAUCGAACCACCCAGCGUCCGCUUCUUGACAACCGACGGCGGUCGGGUACAGAUGCAUCCGAACCUCCACAAGAACGGCGACGUGUCGCUCAGCGUUAUCGACAACAGCCUCGUCCCGGCGUGGAGUCCUGCCCAGUCCUUGACCAGCCUGCUCAUUUCUAUCCGAUCGCUGUUUACCGGCGACCCCUUGUACGACGCCGCGCACGCCGUCAGAGGGCAGCUCGACUACUCUGCCGAGUGCUACAGGGAAUUCGUGCGGCACGAAAGUAUCAGGAUAGCCGUGUGCGAUACGGUGGAAUCCUACCUCCAAGACCAUCCUCCACUACCGAGAGCAUUCAGGGGGACAGUGCUGAAAACGUUCGCCAAGUUCUACAGCAAGUACGAAAAGGCCCUGAUGGAACAGAAGCGUCUGAAUGGAGCCGAAAUGUUUGACCUAAUUGGUGGCACUAAGGGUACUUUUCAGCCGGACUCCCUGCUGGCACGACUGCGGGAUAUCAGAGAGAAGGUCGCCGAGCGAGACAACGCUUUUGCUCUCUGUGUAUAG
This is a messenger RNA of Dermacentor silvarum, 831 nucleotides long. Its product is annotated as ubiquitin-conjugating enzyme E2 Z. Bases 1 to 831 code for a protein of 276 amino acids. The transcript has a single exon. The record is from RefSeq and is a predicted model, not a curated record. Gene Ontology annotation, biological process: negative regulation of apoptotic process. Lineage: Eukaryota; Metazoa; Arthropoda; Arachnida; Ixodida; Ixodidae. Gene Ontology annotation, cellular component: nucleus. Gene Ontology annotation, molecular function: cysteine-type endopeptidase inhibitor activity; ubiquitin conjugating enzyme activity.